CCUUGGGCUAUACUUUAUACAAAUUACGCACUAUUGCAAGUUUACCCCAAAAUAAAGUUGACCAUUAAAAAAAAAAAAACUCAAAAGAUAGGGAAAAAAAAAAUUUCAUCUAGACAUUAAUGUAGAGGAUACAGAUUUAUCUAUGUUGCUUCCUUCAUCGUCUUCUUCCCCCAUCUUGUUAGGGUUUGUAGAGUUUGCACUUUGUCUGCAAUUUUUCUCGCUCAUCGUUCUCACCACCGGCCAUCUAUAGAACUUCGAUUUUUUACUUUUUUUUUUUAUCAAUAUUCCAUUGUAUUAACCCCAAUUUUCCAUGUAUUCAACCGUACAAUAGAAAAUCGCAAUUCCUCCAAGAUUUCGUAAAGAUUGAUGUAUUCUAACAAUUUAUGAAGUUACCGGCACCUUGAAUUAGCUUCCGUUGAUUUGAUUUCCUGCUACUUUGCAGUGGAAGUUCAGAGAACCUACAAACUCUACGUCUUUCAUUUCAUAAGUACUCUUCUUAUCAAAUUCGUGCAGGGAAGACAAACCAGGGACAUUAUUGCUUAUCGCCUUUGUGCAUGAGGUUAUGAUGGGGACUGAGCUUAUGAGAAUAUGUGUUAAAGAAGACAAUGAUGAUUUUCCAUCAGUUCCGCCAGGUUUUGAGUCAUAUACAUCUUUCUCUCUGAAGAGGGUAGAAAACAAUGAAAAACAAGAUGAUAAAAACAUGAUCAGUUGUUCAGCCUCAACAAGUGCUUCUGAAUCACCAUCAACUCAGGUGGAAAAUGAUGUUCAAGUUCCUGAAACUGCAAAGGUUCCUAGAUCCCUUCGAAGAAGACCAUGGAUUAAUUAUGGACAAUAUGAGAACCAUUCAGAAGAAGACUCUGACUGUGAGCGGCAUGAUCAAACUUUGUCCUCUAGGGCUUGUCUUCCUCGAGGAGUCAUCCGUGGAUGUCCAGAUUGCAGUAAUUGCCAAAAGGUUGUUGCCAGAUGGCGACCUGAAGAUGCUCGUAGGCCAAAUAUUGAGGAUGCUCCUGUUUUCUACCCCACUGAAGAGGAGUUUCGAGAUACUUUGAAAUAUAUAUCAAGCAUUCGCUCCAGGGCUGAGCCAUAUGGAAUUUGCCGCAUUGUUCCACCUUCUUCUUGGAAACCCCCCUGUCCUCUCAAGGAAAAAAGUAAAUGGGAGGGUUCUAAAUUUUCUACACGUGUACAGAGGAUUGACAAACUUCAGAAUCGUGAUUCAAUGAGAAAAAUGUCAAGGGUUCAAAGUAAUAUGAAGAGGAAAAGGAGAAGAUGCACAAGAAUGGGGGUGGAUAAUGGCACUAGAAGAGGACCCAAUACAGCAUUUUGUGAAGUGGAAAGGUUUGGGUUUGAACCUGGUCCAGAAUUUACCUUGGAAACAUUUCAGAGAUAUGCAGAAGAUUUUCAGCUCCAAUACUUCAGAAAAAAUGAGAAUGUAUCUCAUUUGGGUGGUAAUACAACAAUUUUAAAUGGUACCUCAGAGCCUUCUGUGGAGAGCAUUGAAGGUGAAUAUUGGCGGAUGGUCGAGAGUCCUACUGAAGAAAUUGAGGUGCUUUAUGGUGCUGAUCUGGAAACUGGGAUUUUUGGGAGUGGUUUCCCUAGUAAAUCUAGUCAGCUAGGUUCUGCUUCACAUGAACAAUACAUAAAGUCUGGCUGGAAUUUAAAUAACUUUGCAAGGCUUCCUGGAUCUCUGCUCUCUUAUGAGAGCAGUGAUAUAUCUGGUGUUUUAGUGCCGUGGUUGUACAUUGGAAUGUGCUUUUCCUCCUUUUGUUGGCAUGUGGAAGACCACCAUUUAUAUUCAUUGAACUACAUGCAUUGGGGAGCUCCAAAAUUGUGGUAUGGAGUCCCUGGAAGAGAUGCCUGCAAAUUAGAAGAGGCUAUGAGAAAGCAGUUACCAGAACUUUUUGAAGAACAGCCUGACUUGCUUCAUAAGCUGGUCACUCAGCUUUCUCCUUCUAUCCUUAAGUCUAAAGGAGUACCAGUUUAUAGGUGUGUCCAAAACCCUGGGGACUUUGUUCUGACAUUUCCUCGAGCCUACCACUCUGGGUUCAAUUGCGGUUUCAACUGUGCUGAGGCUGUUAAUGUAGCUCCUGUUGACUGGCUGCCCCAUGGGCAUAUUGCUAUAGAGUUGUACCAGGAACAGGGGCGCAAGACUUCUAUAUCACAUGAUAAGCUGUUGCUUGGGGCUGCAAGGGAAGCAGUUCGAGCUCAAUGGGAGCUUAAUUUGCUAAAGAAGAAUACUUUGGAUAAUCUACGAUGGAAGGAUGUCUGUGGAAAGGAUGGCUUUUUGGCCAAAGCACUUAAGAUGCGUGUUGAGAUGGAACGAGCACGAAGAGAAUAUCUCUGCAGUUCUCUACAGGCAUUAAAAAUGGAGAGUACCUUUGACGCUACGGAUGAAAGGGAAUGUAACAUAUGCUUUUUUGAUUUACACCUAUCUGCAGCUGGCUGUCGCUGUUCCCCAGAUAGAUAUGCUUGCUUGGAUCAUGCAAAGCAGCUUUGUUCAUGCUCUUGGGAUUCCAGAUUUUUUCUCUUUCGGUAUGAUGUUACUGAACUAAAUAUUCUGGUGGAGGCAUUGGAAGGAAAAUUAAGUGCAAUCUACAGAUGGGCAAAAUCAGAUCUUGGGCUGGCGCUAUCAUCUGAUGUUUCAUCAGGCAAGGAAACAAUACUUAAAGAAUUGAAAUCACAUUCAUCCAGUUUGUCUCAUUCUUCCAGGGCCACUUUGAAUAAUAAAGAGAUGGCUUUGCAUCCACCGAAUAAAUAUAUUGAUGAUUCUCAAUUGAUUGACGUCCCAAUAGAGAAUCAAGCAAAUAGCAAAGAUCAGAGCUAUUUUCAACAGAGAAAAUCAGCUGAAGCUAUUUCAUUUUUGAGUUCAACGAAGGACUUGCUAACAUUUAACAGCUCAAAACCUACAUCUGAUAUUCCUAAUCAUAAGAUCUGUGUUAGUAAGGAAGAAUCUGUCAUUUGCAGCUCAAAGAUGAAAACACCUGGUUGUCAAUUGUCUCGGGAGGAUACAUCGUAUGCUUUAUCUACUCUAGCUCAACAAGGAGGUGAGAAAAGUUCACUUUACAGGCAUAACAACGUUAUACUUCUUAGUGACGAUGAAGAAGACGAGAAGAUGUCUGAUUCAAAUAGAAGGAAGGAACUUUCUUCUAUGCUUGUACGUCCUGGAGAUAAGUCAAGCCCAUUUAACAAUAUAGAAAGUACAAACUUGACCAUUUCUGUGACAGAUACUGCUGUGAUGGGUGAAAGGGAUGCUAUGACAUUACCCCAUGAAAAUACGAGUUCUGAUUCAAUUCCGUCUGUGCGUGUGAAACAAGAAUGUCAUGAAUACACAGGAACAGUUCCAGCCUCUACCCCACUAGACCUUUCUUGUCAUAUUGGUCUUCCAAGUGCACAAUGUGCUAAAAAUAUUUCAGCUCCAUCAAAAGUAGAAGCAAGUGAUCAUUGUUUGGAAAGUUUGGAGAUGUCUCCUCUGAACCUACAACUGUCUGGCACUAAGGUUAAGACUGAAGAUAAUCACGAAAAAUUUGGAGGAUGUUCCACUUCUAAUGUAGCAGACAAUGCGAGAGCUGUUAAUGGGAACUUUUCUUGCGGUCCAAACAAUUUCCGACAGAAAGGUCCUCGGAUAGCGAAGGUUGUCCGGCGCAUCAACUGCAAUGUUGAACCAUUAGAAUUUGGGGUUGUGCUUUCUGGAAAGUCUUGGUGUAGCAGUCAGGCUAUAUUUCCAAAGGGAUUUAGAAGCCGAGUUAGAUACAUAAAUGUCUCAGAUCCAUCCAGUAUGUGUUACUAUAUUUCAGAAAUACUUGAUGCUGGACGUGGUUGGCCUCUAUUUAUGGUUUCCUUAGAAAGUUGUCCAAGUGAGGUCUUCAUCCAUAUGUCAGCCGCAAGAUGCUGGGAGCUCGUCAGAGAGAAAGUGAAUCAAGAAAUUGCCAAGCAACAUAAGCUGGGAAGAAAGGGCCUUCCUCCUUUACAGCCCCCGGGUAGCCUUGAUGGCUUAGAAAUGUUUGGGUUUUCUUCACCAGCAAUAGUGCAGGCUAUUGAGGCGCUGGAUCGAAGUCGAGUGUGUAAUGAAUAUUGGGACUCACGGCCGUACUCCCGUCCUUUAGGACAGAUUUCACAAUCAUGCCAAAGCAGUGUUAGUGGUGGCAUUGGUCAAGGUGGUGACAUUCCCGUUGAUGUUGUUGCAGUAUUAAGGAGCCUAUGUAAAAAGGCUAAUGCAGAAGAAUUGAACUCGUUGUACAGCAUUCUUAGUGAAAGUAGGCCACAGGCUGACAGGAGCCAAAUUGCGCAAUUUCUUAAAGAAGAGAUUCACAAAUCACAACCACCCUAGGUAAUUCAUUAUUUGGAUGGAAUUGUUCAUUCGCCUAACCUUCUCACGUGUAUAUUGUAGUUCCUCCGAGGUUGCACAUGCAAUUUCAUGCAACCUUAAUCUUUUGAUUUUUUUUUUCCCAUCUGAAUGGAGGUUAUAGAGAAAGAGAAAGAAAAAAACGAAAAUAAAAUUAGAAAAAAUGUGGGUGGGGGAAGCCUAUUUUUCCCUUCAAAAUUUUGCUCUUUACUUGUGGCAGCUAGAAGAUGUGGAAAGUUAUCAAGUGCCACUAUGGCUGUCUCAUCUGAAACUCUGAAGGGCGAGGCUACCAGGCCUUUAUAAUUGAUUUUGAUUCAUAUGUUGUACACGCAGUUUUAAACUACAUGUAGGUUCAUGUUUAGAUUUGAUUAAUUAUUUUAGAAAAUAGCUUUUUACUCGUAUUAAGCUGUUUUCUCCAAAAAAGUACAUAUCUUAUAAAAUGGCUUCUUUUAUUUA
This is a messenger RNA of Vigna radiata var. radiata (mung bean), 4795 nucleotides long. Its product is annotated as putative lysine-specific demethylase JMJ16. The coding region runs from base 563 to 4324 and encodes 1253 amino acids. Gene Ontology annotation, molecular function: histone H3K4me/H3K4me2/H3K4me3 demethylase activity. Gene Ontology annotation, biological process: chromatin remodeling. The transcript is spliced from 13 exons. The record is from RefSeq and is a predicted model, not a curated record. NCBI's taxonomy places the organism in Eukaryota, Viridiplantae, Streptophyta, Magnoliopsida, Fabales, Fabaceae. Gene Ontology annotation, cellular component: nucleus.